AUGUCAAACUCUUGCAUUUCCCUCUCAGGGUCAACUGCGUGUCCUGCCUGGAGUAGCUCGUCUAUUUCGACCAAUUCCAACCUAUAUUCGACCUUCCCAUUCCUCAAAACAGUAACGAACCUCACACAGUUCGAUGAUUCAUUAAAAAACUAUGUCCGAGGGACAUAUGUCUCAUCAAAGUAUGAGGACUUGCUCGGUUGCCAAGGCCUCAAUUCGAGCGCCCCUAACGACUACUAUGCCCAGUAUACAACUAGUGUCCUGUGUAGCAGCGUCGUGCAAAGCUCAAUAGCCGACUGCAAACUUUCGACGAAUGACUCAUUACCAAUCUGUGUCGACACAUGCGCACUUUGGGCCCGAAGUGAGCAGGAGACCGUGGCCAAUACCGACCUAUGCGGCAAGAGCAACAAGGACUCCACGGAUCUGAUUUACGCCGAAUUGACCAUCUGCCAAAAACCAAGCGACGCCCUUUCUGGAGAUUGUGUCAAGGGAUCUGCGAACGAGCCCGAAAACUGUGGCUUUGCAUCGAACACCAUCGGUCUCUGCACUUAUUGCGUCAACGGCACUGACAGCUGCUGCACGAAAUCCAACGCGACGACCCGCUGCGAGGGUGUCGCGGUGCCAACUGUCACUCUACCACCUCUCACUCCCUCUCCGUCCGCCACCGCAGCUGCUAGCCAUGGCCUGUCAGGCGGCGCCAUUGCUGGAAUCGUGAUUGGCUCCGUCGUAGGCGCCGCCAUUCUCGCUUCUCUUAUCGCCUUCUUCUGCAUUUUCAUGCGCCGCCGCCGUCGUGAAAAUCGGAACGAAGUUGCCCUCAACCAACCGAACCCACAGCGAAAGGGCGGGUCACCUUCGAUGCAGCAGCCUACAAGUCCAACAUACAACAUCGUUCCGGGUGGUCGUGUCACACGGAUGUCCGCUCUUCGCGAGAUGCCUAGUUCGUCGCCUGCUUAUUCGCGCACCUCUGCAGCCAUGUACGGAAGCGGAGCCAAGUACAGCGACACGUCAGACUCAGAAGGCAUGAGUGCCAGCCCAGGGGCUAUGUCCAAGAGGAUCCCUCCUGUGACUGGGAAACGCCACGGGUCACUUUCGAGCAGUUCGGUUCUGGCUGGACUAGAAAGCGACAGCUCGCCUCGCUCCGGUCCCACGAACCAAUACUCUUCCCCCGAGCAAGUAACCAGUGGUCGAUCAGAGCAGCUGUCGUAUUUCCGCGAUUACUACUCCCAAGAUGAGAUUCAUGCGGGAGACAAAGUAGCCGUCCUUUGGGCUUACUCCCCCAGAGCGGGCGACGAGUUCGAACUUGACCGAGGUGAGAUGCUCAAGGUGAUUGGCAUCUGGGACGACGGCUGGGCGACGGGUGUGCGACUCCCUGAGCGAGCCGAGGACCUAGACGUGAACCAUCGCGAGCAGCGCGACAGUGGCGUCUCGAACGGCUCGCGCCUGCCUGGCACUUCGUCACCCUUGCCAUCAGGGGAGAUCAAGGCCUUCCCUUUGGUCUGCAUCUGUCUACCGCAGCACUGGCGCAAGAUCAUCGACGGUGGCCAGGAAGACCAAGAAGUUUGA
Penicillium bovifimosum is the source of this 1560-nucleotide messenger RNA. Its product is annotated as SH3 domain protein. The record is from RefSeq and is a predicted model, not a curated record. NCBI's taxonomy places the organism in Eukaryota, Fungi, Ascomycota, Eurotiomycetes, Eurotiales, Aspergillaceae. Bases 1 to 1560 code for a protein of 519 amino acids. Gene Ontology annotation, molecular function: protein binding. The transcript is spliced from 3 exons.